Molecule: messenger RNA, 2389 nt
Organism: Cryptotermes secundus
Lineage: Eukaryota; Metazoa; Arthropoda; Insecta; Blattodea; Kalotermitidae
Product: sushi, von Willebrand factor type A, EGF and pentraxin domain-containing protein 1-like
Exons: 3
Coding region: 1810-2301 (163 amino acids)
Source: RefSeq, a predicted model, not a curated record
UGAUGUCAUAGAAUUAGUUAGGAAGAUAAUUGAAGUUAUGCUGAUUGAGUAGUAGGACCACACCAUAGCUCAAGAUAUUUGGGAACUAGUGCUAAGGAGAAUAUUUUGACAUAAAAUGAAGGAAAUAGCAUGAAAACAAUGGGAAAAUGUACAACCAGAAGCUUCAUAAUUCAUCUGUAAUUUUAAAGCUGUUAAACAGAGGAUGAUAGAUUCGAGGAUAUAGUAUUGCAUGGAGAGUGUAUGCAAUUCAUAUAAAAUUUUAAUCAAAAAGGCUCAAGGGAAGAGACAACUUUGGAACCUUUAUCAAUUAUGACAUUACAGUGAUGAUACCGCUUCAUUUUGACAUAGAUCACUUUUCAGUCACCAGCCACUAUUCCUCUGCAGCUGUCUUCUUACUGUUUCCCCUCUAGAAGCAUGAGUACAUGGUGUGCCUAAAUAAAGUUCUUAUUUACUUCAUUUUCACAGAUACACAUGUAUAGCACAAAACAAAAUUUUAGUAAUUAAACUGUAUUCGUCAAAUGAGAUAUGUGCAUUUGUUCUCUCAUGAGAUGGGGUACUUCUGUAGAAAAUGCUGUGAUUGAUACUAAUCAUUGUUAUUUUAUGUUAUUAUGUUUGUUCUCAUCAGUAUUUUUAUUACCGAUAUUGUAGUUCUUACUCCUGCACACUACUUCUAUUUCUGUAAAGUAUGUCAAAGCAUUAUUCAACAUAAAACCAUAGGAAAUAAGCCAAUAAAAUGAUUCUUUUUAAAUUUCUUGAGUUCUUGGAGAUCUGAUGCUGCAUUAACCUCAAAGAAAGUUGAACUUACUUUGUUAUCAGUCUGUUGUUCAUGAGAAGUUAUACAGUUGCUUAUUCUUUUCAAGUCUGGAGAUGUAUGGAAACAAAAAUGCUUUAACAUCCUCUGCAGCCUAGGUACUGUUCACAGAUAUAGAGAAAAGUGAUGCUUGUAAGUAAAGCCUUGUACGUUGGAAAAGUACAAAUCACAGCGUAUUAAUGUUUAAAUGUAUUUUAACCAGAAUGGAUUACUAUUUCUUUAAUGAUUUGCACCGGUGAUUGUACUUGUGUCAUUUUUCCGAUCAACUGUCAUUCAUGUCUUUAUGGUGGCAUUGAACUUCAGGCAUCAGUUCGAGAGGACAUCUUGUACAUGCUGACUGUGUAUGACACUGUGUGGUGUGUGGUGUUGAAAGCAAAUUAUUUGGGGUGUUUGGAAAGGGCACAUUAAAGAUUGCGAUUGUCAUAAUACCUGAUGCAUUCAGAUAUACAUGUAUACGAAUAUAGGCUGUUCAAUAGUGUGCCUUUCUUAUGCAUUACAUUUUUGGCAGCAUAUAUCUCAUUACAUGAAGUGUAUAUGUACAGAACUUCAGAGUCUUAAGUAAAGUCAGUGCUUAAGAACAGCACAUUAUGAGAAAAGAAAAGAUAAAAAUGAUGCUGACAUCCAAGCUGUUGUUAUAAUAAAGUAAUAAAAUGCAUUUAAGAGAACUGAGAAACAAUUUAACUCUUGUAAUAAAAUAUACAUUAUUUUAUGUAUUAAUGAACGCACCUUUAUGAGUAAGAAGAAAUGCUUGCUGUACCCUUCAAAGAAAAUAAUUAAGAACAAGGAUUUCAGUAUUAUAUAUGGAAACUAGUUUUGUGGUUUUAGUGUUAAAUCCAGCUGUGUAAAUUGAAGUUCUUUGUGGGGUGGAAUCAAGUUUAAGUAUAUAAGCUUGUGUUUAAUUCCUCACAUUAAAUGGACUGUAUCUUUAUAGCUAGUUUCACUAGUAUGCAAAUAUUGAUACUCUGUAUGCAAUUGGAAGCUUAUAUUCAGCACUAUACAUGAUCUUCAUGCUGACUAAAAUGCCAAGUCACAUUCUUCAAGUGUGUGUGUUCAUUAUGGUUCUCUGUAACUGGCUGGUAAUUGUGGGAUGCUUGUUGGAUGAUGUGACAAAAACGACCGGUUUACAUGAAUUUGAGCUGGGUGGCAAUGAGAUAUUUUACAAUGCUGGACAGAGACCCAAAAAGAAACUCAAAGACACAGGUUCAAAACUGGAGAACUCAAUUUUGAAAUCAAAAGUUGAAGUAUUAGGAGAAGUGCUGAAGAAACAUGUGAACAGCCUACGAGCAGCAAAUAAUAAACAGGUUGAGCUAGUGUUUCUUGUGGAUUCAUCAGCCAGCGUGGGUGCAGAAAAUUUUGAGAGUGAGCUGAAGUUUGUUCGGAAGCUGCUUGCAGAUUUUACUGUCUCUGAGAAUGCUACACGUGUUUCUGUGAUAGCAUAUUCUUCCCCUGACAGUGUGGUAAUAUUUAUUCGACAUUUAAAUGUACCAUAAAAUGUAUAGGUUACAGUGACAUUAAUUCUUAGGUACCUGAGUUGUCUAACCCUGAAGUUCCUUACAUAUUCUAUGUAUUGGUAAGGUU